UGAGCUGGGUGAUUUGCUGAAGGGUCUAUUUUUUGGUCUAUAAAUACCCAUCUGCUAAGACAACCAACUUCUAUUUUCUGCAAGUGCGUUAUUACAAAGGAAGAGAGAGUGGGUUUUCAAGAAUUCUCAUCCUUUCUUUCUUUCUCCCCUUCAUCUUUUUCCAUUAAGCUUAGCUAGUUUCCUUACCAGGUUAGUGGGUUUAAUCCAAAAACCACACGUAACCCAAAUAAUAAUUCCAUUUCAUUAUGAUAUAUACAAACACACACAUAUAUCUUUCAACCACGGAGUUCCCUAAUCAAGAACCGGAAAGCAGCUCUUCCCAGAAGAAAAUGGCAAGAGGGAAAAUCGAGAUUAAGCGGAUCGAGAACACAACAAAUCGACAAGUUACUUUCUGUAAACGUCGUAAUGGUUUGCUCAAGAAAGCUUAUGAGUUAUCUGUUCUUUGUGAUGCUGAAGUUGCUCUCAUCGUCUUCAGCAGCCGUGGCCGUCUUUAUGAGUAUGCUAAUAACAGUGUCAAAGCAACAAUAGAAAGGUACAAGAAAGCAUGUUCUGAUGCCACAAACCCAGGAUCUGUCACUGAGGCCAAUACUCAGUUUUAUCAGCAAGAAGCCACGAAACUGCGAAGACAGAUCCGGGAGAUUCAGAAUUCCAACAGAUACAUGGGUGAUGUAAUUUUUUCAAGGCAUAUUCUGGGUGAGGCUCUGGGCUCUUUGACUUUCAAGGAACUCAAGAAUCUGGAAGGAAGACUGGAGAAAGGAAUCAGCAGAAUUAGAUCCAAGAAGAACGAACUUCUAUUUGCUGAAAUAGAGUACAUGCAGAAGAGGGAGAUAGAGCUGCAGAAUGAUAAUAUGUAUCUGAGAGCAAAGAUAGCUGAAAAUGAGAGAGUGCAAGAACAGCAACAAUCCAAUCUGAUGCAGGGAUCUGUUUAUGAAUCCAUGCCUUCCCAAUCACAAACCUAUAACCGGAAUUUCCUUCCUGUAAACCUUCUUGAACCCAAUCAUCAGUACUCCGCCGAUGAUCACACUGCUCUACAACUCGUUUGAAAUCCGGGAUGAGCAGCAGCUAUAUAACAUAUAUAUAUAUAUAUGUAUGAAGCAGUAAAAGUGAUAUUUCCCGUAUGUGUAUGAGAUUUGAUCAGAGAGAGAAAGAGAGUAUGGAUAGUUGUAAGAAAUUCAGCAACGUGAAUGAAUGAUUUUAAAUUCAGCAGCUA
Messenger RNA from Carica papaya (papaya), 1210 nucleotides. It is a transcript of the gene SHP1, whose product is annotated as K-box region and MADS-box transcription factor family protein. Gene Ontology annotation, molecular function: RNA polymerase II transcription regulatory region sequence-specific DNA binding; protein dimerization activity; DNA-binding transcription factor activity. Lineage: Eukaryota; Viridiplantae; Streptophyta; Magnoliopsida; Brassicales; Caricaceae. Gene Ontology annotation, cellular component: nucleus. The record is from RefSeq and is a predicted model, not a curated record. Gene Ontology annotation, biological process: positive regulation of transcription by RNA polymerase II.